CAGUGUCAGUUGGGGUCGUGUCGGAGGAGUGCUCGUGCGUUUUUUUGUUGUUUAGUCUGGGAGUAAACAAAAGAGAUUUUUGUGCAUUUUUCUGUUUCUCUUAGCAGAGAGGUGCAGUCUUAGAACUAGUGUUUAGUUUAUCGCGAUGAAGUUGGUCGACUAAAGUGCUGUGAUUAGUGUAAAAGAGUCGUUUUAGUGCGAAGAAAGCAGUGUCCAAGUGCGUAGUGACAGCAAACUCGUCCUUGUGCUUCGUUUGUUUACGUAAGAUGUGACAGUCCGUCACAUGAAAUCUGUUGAUGCCCUGGCCACUGCUCGAAAAGUACCCUUACCCGAAUCGCGACCACCGCGUCGUCGUCGACUUCCAGCACGUGAAGAACCGGCCAGUUCUCCCCAAUGUUGUCGAAAGGCAUUAGAAAUCAGUACUUUGCAACGAUAUGUGCAAACUUGUCCACACUGAUCUACGGGCUGUCCAUCGGGUGGCUGUCGCCGAACUUGGAGCUGCUGCUGUCCGCUGACACGCCGCUCAGCUCCGGCGUCAUCACCCGGUCCGAGGCCGGCUGGAUCGGCUCGAUCGGCACGGUGGGCUGCGUGCUGGCCGUGCUGAUCUGCGGAUGGGUCGCGGAAAUCGUCGGCCGGAAGGCCGCCCUCAUGCUCAUCGGGGUGACGCAGCUGGCUAGCUGGGUCGUGGUGCUGUUUGCCUCGGACCUGACGAUGAUCUACACGUUCAGGAUUCUGGGAGGCUUCGCCGGCGGAGGCACCUUCUCCGUCAUCCCACUCUUUGUGUCGGAAAUCUCGGAGGAUAGGAUCCGUGGAACUUUGGGGGCCAUUUUAUCCAUCACUUGCAAUAUCGGAAUAUUGUUAGGUUUUAUCCUAUGUUACUAUUUAGAUUAUUUUACGGUUACUUACAUCGCGCUGGCGUUUUGCAUUUUAUUCUCUGUUGGGUGUAUGUUCCUGCCAGAAUCUCCGCAAUAUCUGUUUACCAAGGAAAAGAAAGAUAGAGCGAUAAGGUCCCUGCGGUUCUACCGCGGUGAAGCCGACAACGAGUCGUCCAAGUUUAUUUCGGAAGUUGCCCGGUUCAAAGAGAUGCACGGCAACGUUCCGCCCCCCAACCCGGACUCGGGACGGCGUGUGCAAUUACAUAUUAAAGAUUUGUUGAACAAACCAACCCUCAAAGGCAUUUUAAUUUGUGUCAUAGUGAUGAUGUUCCAUCCGAUGUCCGGAUCGGUCCCGCUCAUCACCUACACCGAUAGCAUUUUCCGCGAGUCCGGUUCGGACUUGCCGCCCGCGACCUGUGCCAUGAUCGUGGCCGCCAUCCAGCUGCUGGGUUCGUACGCGUCCUCGAUGACGGUGGACAAGGUGGGCCGCAAGGUGCUGCUCGUUGUGUCCUCGCUGGGCUGUGCCAUCUGUGCCGCCAUUAUGGGCACCUACACAUUCCUGAACGUGGUCGGCGUCGACCUCAGCUUCUUCAAGUGGAUCCCGGUGACGACCCUGUCCGGCCUGGUGUUCAUCACCGCCAUCGGCAUCGGUAUCGUGCCGUUCAUCAUCAUGCCGGAGAUCCUGGAGCCGAGGGUGCGCGGCUUCGUCGUGACCUGGUGCCUGCUCGAGUUCCACACCGUCGCGUUUCUGGUCGUCAACUUCUUCCCCACGGUCGUCGAGCGGUUCGGCCUCUACUCCGUCAUGUGGUUCUUCUCGUGCUGCUGCGUCGCGGCCGCCACCUUUGUGAUAUUCUACGUGCCAGAGACCAAGGGGAAAAGCUUCGAGGAAAUCACGGAAGCGCUCGAUUCCGAGAAGAAACCCGUACCAAAGCGAACCUCUAUAGAUGUUUAGAAAGUUUGUGUGCUAUACCAGUCGAGUCAUAUGUAACAAAAAAACAUACAAUACAAUACAGUACACAAAACAAACACACAACCAGAAAAAUACAAAAAAGUAACCAGAAACUUUUUUUUCGUGUAAAAAAAAAUAUACCGCAAAACAAUGAAAAAACACUACGCGCAUGACAAGUUCAAAUGCUAGUUCGUAAGUCGUUCUUAAGCUUUAAUUUUUAUGUAUAAAAUUUAUUACGUUAAUAAAUGUAAGUCAUUUUUAUAA
This is a messenger RNA of Culex pipiens pallens (northern house mosquito), 2088 nucleotides long. Its product is annotated as facilitated trehalose transporter Tret1-like. Gene Ontology annotation, biological process: transmembrane transport. Gene Ontology annotation, cellular component: membrane. Gene Ontology annotation, molecular function: transmembrane transporter activity. The transcript has 7 exons. Lineage: Eukaryota; Metazoa; Arthropoda; Insecta; Diptera; Culicidae. Bases 394 to 1827 code for a protein of 477 amino acids. The record is from RefSeq and is a predicted model, not a curated record.